ACCUUUUUUUCAUAAAAAGAAAAUUUUCUUACCUUUUCUAUCACUUUCUUUCCUUUGAUUCCAUUGUUCUUCUGCCUUUUUUUUUUUUUCUCUCUUUUCCAUGCCAUGAUUAUGAUUUCGGUUCCAUAUUUCAAUGUAUGCCAUUUCUGAACUAUAGCAGCUAGAAUCUGAAUUAGGGAAAAAAAGAAAAAGGCACACUUCCUCCAUAAAUAUUUUCCAUUGUUUAAUUCAAGAGUGUUCUUUAAGGUUUGUCUUUUAAUACCCAUACAAAUCUUGCAUUGUAUAUUACAACUAUCUUCUCCCCUGCCUGUUCAGCACUUAUAGUGGUGAAUGACUUUAGCACCCACUUCUUAGAUACUGAACUUUCAGCUAAUCAUGUCAUCAAUUCACCACCAAUAACCUUUUUGGUUCUUGAGUCUGUGUGGUAUUCUUUCAUGAAAGAAGCUCAAAUGAGUAUACCCCACUUGUUCAUUUGCCCAAUUAGUCUAGAUUUGUUCAAAGAUCCAGUGACUCUAUGCACAGGCCAAACCUAUGAUAGAUCAAGCAUAGAAAAAUGGCUUUCUGCAGGUAAUCUCACAUGCCCUGUCACAAUGCAGAAGCUUCAUGAUCUGUCCAUGGUUCCUAAUCACACCCUUCGCCAUUUGAUCGAUGAGUGGCUCCAAAUGGGUCCUCAAUUCGAUCCUGAUUACAAGAAAACUAUUGAUUCUUUAUCUUUGCUUAAAAGCAAUCUUGCAUCUCAUGAGGCUACCUUGGAGAAGAAGUUUCAAGUACUUGAAAGAAUCCAAGCCCUAUCCGAAGAAUCAACUUCUAGGAUUUCGUAUUUGCUGCAGCUAGGUUUCUUGCCUUCGUUGUUGGAACUAGUUUUUGGACGAGAAGAAUACAAACUAUCCCAAGAAAACAUCAAGUUUGCAGAGCAAACACUUUCUUGUGUUUUAAAAUUGGUGUCUAUGGGUAAACGUGAGUCCUUAAACAUGCUAAAAAAGGAGACAAAGUUGGAAUCCUUCAAGGUUUUACUUGAGAAAGGUACUAGCAUCAUCCAGGUGAGUUUGUGUCAUCUUAUAGAAGUAAUAUCAUCAUCUUUGGAGACAAUAGAGCUCUGUGCUAUGCCUGGCAAAAAUCGGCAACUCCUGCAAGGGCUACUUCUUCUGGUUCAACAGAAUUGCGGGACAUCUGAGGCUGGAAUCAAAGCAGUCUACGCAUUGUGCUCCUUAGAAUCAAACAGAGAGAAAUUGGUUCAAGAAGAUGUGAUAAAUAGACUCUUAAUAUACAUUUCAAAUGCAGAAAGACGGCAAAGAAAUUUGGCACCAAAAGCAAUAGAAACAAUUGAGCUUCUUCUAGGACUAGAGAGUGCAAAAGAGGCUGUGAUAAAUAAUCCUAAUGGUGUUAGUGCUCUUGUUAAAAUGGUUUUCAGGGUAUCAGAUCAUGAAGGAAGUGAAAGUGCAGUGAGGUCGCUUGUGUUAAUAUGUAGUGAUUCUUUACAGGCAAGAGAACAAGCAAUCUGUGUAGGAGUUUUGACGCAGUUGCUACUGCUUUUGCAGAGCCAGUGCAGUGGUAGGACCAAAUCAAAGGCCAGAAUGUUGCUUAAGCUACUUAGGUCUAAGCAGAACGAAGAUCCAAAGCAUUUUUAAGUUACUAAAAAUAGAUGUAUGGGAUGUUUGAUGCUUUUUAUGGGGUGUUGUUUUCUGUAUGUGUAUUGGGUUCUCCUAUGACUGUAAAGAAAAACUGUUAAUCUACAACUAAAAAUCAUAUUGAGUCGAGUUAAUUCUCUUUACUUGUGAGUUAGAAUGAAUCAACUCGGACCAUUUUAGCAA
Messenger RNA from Hevea brasiliensis (rubber tree), 1811 nucleotides. RefSeq names its product U-box domain-containing protein 26-like. Gene Ontology annotation, molecular function: ubiquitin protein ligase activity. Lineage: Eukaryota; Viridiplantae; Streptophyta; Magnoliopsida; Malpighiales; Euphorbiaceae. Bases 435 to 1628 code for a protein of 397 amino acids. The transcript has a single exon. The record is from RefSeq and is a predicted model, not a curated record. Gene Ontology annotation, biological process: protein ubiquitination.